Molecule: messenger RNA, 3070 nt
Organism: Peromyscus leucopus (white-footed mouse)
Lineage: Eukaryota; Metazoa; Chordata; Mammalia; Rodentia; Cricetidae
Gene: F11
Product: coagulation factor XI
Exons: 15
Coding region: 206-2230 (674 amino acids)
Biological process (GO): proteolysis
Cellular component (GO): extracellular region
Molecular function (GO): protein binding; serine-type endopeptidase activity
Source: RefSeq, a predicted model, not a curated record
CUAUGUUUGCCCAACUGCCCGGGCAAGUUCAGAUUCUCUGGCCAUCUCGGCGUGUGCUGCUUCUUUGAAAACUCAGUGGAAAGAGAGCAGGCAAAUUUGGUGGUGUGUCGAAAGAGCUCGAAACUCCGGAGGGAGGUAGGUUGCAUUAGCAGGGACUGAAAGGACAUUCUCGGACGCCAGACACGCUGAGCGUGGUGUGCACAGGAUGUCACAUGACAUAGGAAACCAGCACAAGUCACCAUUCAGGGAACAGUGUCCUACGCAAGCUCAUUUAGAGAGGAACAAGCCUCUGUCAAAGAAAGAAAACACCCCAACGGAGGACGGCAGCAAAGAGAGAGGCAGUAUCUGCAGGAUGGUCUCAUUACAUCAGGUGGUAUGUUUUAUCUUCUUUGCCUCAGUUUCUAGUGAAUGUGUCACUAAGCUCUUCAAAGACACCUGCUUUCAAGGAGGUGACGUAAGUACUGUCUUCACACCGAGUGCCAAGUACUGCCAACUGGUCUGCACCCACCACCCACAGUGUUUGCUCUUCACAUUCAUGGCUGAGUCAACUUCGGAUGAUCCUACCAAAUGGUUUGCCUGCAUCCUGAAGGACAGUGUCACAGAAACGCUGCCAAUGGUGAAUAUGACAGGAGCAAUUUCUGGAUAUUCCUUCAAGCAAUGCCCUCAUCAAUUAAGUGCUUGCAGCAAAGACGUGUAUGUGGACCUAGACAUGAAGGGCAUGAACUAUAACAGUUCUGUUGUGAAGGAUGCUCGGGAAUGCCAAGAGAGAUGCACAAGUGAUGCCCACUGCCACUUUUUCACAUACGCAACAGGGCGUUUUCCCAGUGUGGCGCAUCGUAAAACUUGUCUUUUGAAGUUCACUCAAACGGGGACACCAACCAGAAUAACAAAGCUCAGUCAUGUGGUAUCUGGAUUUUCCCUGAAGUCCUGUGGACUUUCUAACUUGGCUUGCAUCAGGGACAUUUUCCCUAACACAGUGCUUGCAGACCCCAACAUUGACAGUGUGCUGGCCCCAGAUGCUUUUGUCUGUCGGCGGAUUUGUACCCAUCACCCCAGUUGUCUGUUUUUUACAUUCUUUUCCAAAGAAUGGCCAAAAGAAUCUCAAAGAAACCUUUGCCUCCUUAAGACAUCUGAAAGUGGAUUACCGAGCUCACGCAUUGCAAAGAGCAACGCCCUUUCUGGCUUCAGUCUCCAGCAUUGCAGGCAUAGCACCCCAGUAUUCUGUCAUCCGUCCUUUUACAAUGACACCGAUUUCUUGGGAGAAGAAUUGGACAUUGUUGAUGUGAGAGGCCAUGAAACCUGCCAGAAAAUGUGCACCGACGCCAUCCGCUGCCAGUUCUUUACAUAUUCCCCAUCUCGAGGGUCUUGCAAUGAAGGGAAGGGCAGAUGUUACUUAAAACUUUCCCCGAAUGGAUCUCCGACUAGAAUACUUCAUGGGAGGGGCGGCAUCUCCGGAUACACACUGAGGUUGUGCAAAAUGGAUAAUGUGUGCACAACCAAAAUUAAGCCCAGGAUUGUUGGAGGAACCGCAUCUGUUCAUGGUGAGUGGCCAUGGCAGGUGACCCUACACAUCAGCUCUCCUGUCCAGGGACACCUGUGUGGAGGAUCCAUCAUUGGAAACCAGUGGAUACUGACAGCUGCUCAUUGCUUCUCUGGGGUAGAGAUAUCUAAAGACUUGCGUGUCUAUGGUGGCAUCGUAAAUCAAUCAGAAAUAAAUGAAGAUACUGCUUUCUUCAAGGUUCAAGAAAUAAUAAUCCAUGAUCAAUAUAAGAUGGCAGAAAGUGGGUAUGAUAUAGCCCUGCUGAAACUGGAAUCAGCCAUGAAUUACACAGAUACUCAGCGGCCGAUAUGCCUACCUUCUAAAGGAGACAGGAAUGUGCUGUACACAGAGUGCUGGGUGACUGGAUGGGGGUACACCAGAUCACGAGGUGAAAUACAAAAUACUCUCCAGAAAGCCAAGGUACCAUUGGUGUCAAAUGAAGAAUGUCAGACAAGAUACAGAAAGCAUAAAAUAACCAACAAGAUGAUCUGUGCAGGAUAUAAAGAAGGGGGGAAGGAUGCAUGCAAGGGAGAUUCUGGAGGGCCGCUGUCCUGUAAACACAAUGGGGUCUGGCACUUGCUGGGCAUCACCAGCUGGGGUGAAGGCUGUGGUCAGAAGGAAAGGCCAGGUGUCUACACCAACGUGGCCAAGUAUGUGGACUGGAUCUUGGAGAAAACUCAAACGGCAUGAAAGAGUUCACUAGGUAUCAUAUGGUGGCCCUGGAAGAUUAUUCUACAGGAGAAGGCUUGACGCCACUGAUGAGCACACUGGAAUGCUGCAUCCUCCCUCCCCUGAAACAAACUGAAGGAGAUUGAUGAAUGUAAGAAAAUACAGACAGAAAAUUUAUUUUCAGAACUCCUGAUCUGUGAGACUCAUAGCUUGUUUUCCACAUCCACGUUCAUCUACUCAAUGAAACCAAUGCAACAAGGGGAUUUUUUUUUAAGAUAAAAAAUAUAGCAGAUAUACCAAGAAAGUAUCAAGCAGUGGUGCCAUUUGCCUUUUAGUCUCUGUGACAAACACCCGAAGCAGUUCAUGGGAAGAAAACUUCUCUUGCCCGUCGUUCCAGAGGUUUCAGCCUCUGCUCUGGUUGACUGGCUCCAUGGUUUUAGCCCGAGGUGAGGCCGAACAAUAUGGUGACAAGAGCCUGUGGAGGAGGAGUUGCUUGUCUCAUGGUAGCUGGAAAUCAAAUGGAACCAGGAAAGUAUUGGGGACGAGACUGGUCCUUCAAAGACAUACUGUCAAUCACCUGCUUCUUCCAGUGACAUCCCACUCCGUAAAAUUCCUGUUCCUUCUCAGAUAGUGCUACCAGCUGGAGACAGCUCACAUUUGAACCCUCACAGGCACCAUGAGAUCAGGUAGAAAUGCCAAGGGAACCAUAUAAAGAAUUGUUAAAUUCAAAAUGAAAAUCAAAAGAAAUGUGGACAAGAACACACAGUGUCCAUUUAUAGGAACCUAUUCUUCUCUGCCUAUGUGAAUAAAGGAAGCUUGACAGAGUUUAAUGAUGGGUUUUGAGAGAAACAAACAAAAAAA